Molecule: messenger RNA, 4056 nt
Organism: Plasmodium berghei ANKA
Lineage: Eukaryota; Apicomplexa; Aconoidasida; Haemosporida; Plasmodiidae
Product: acyl-CoA synthetase, putative
Exons: 1
Coding region: 1-4056 (1351 amino acids)
Biological process (GO): fatty acid metabolic process
Molecular function (GO): thiamine pyrophosphate binding; medium-chain fatty acid-CoA ligase activity; magnesium ion binding
Source: RefSeq, a predicted model, not a curated record
AUGUUGGAUAAAGAAAAUACUUUGAAGAAUUUCCUCAAUCUCGAAAACAUAAACGACAGAUAUAUUACAGAUCUGAACACAAAUAAAAAAAUAUUUUCUUAUGCUGAAUUAUGUGAAGAAAUAGAAAAUUUUCGAAAUUUUUUUCAAAGUAUAAAUAUAAAAAAAGGAUAUGAAAUAUCUAUUAUUUUAUUUAACAGUAUAGAAUAUGUAUUGGCAUUUUUAAGUAUCAAUUUUAAUCAUAAUAUAUGUUUACCACAAAAUACGAAUUUAAAAAAAGAAGAGUAUGAAAGAUAUUUGGUUAAUAAUUGCAAGUAUAUAAUAGUUCAUGAUUAUGAUGAAAAUAAUGAUAAUUAUGCAAGUAUAAAAAAAAAACAUGGAUAUUAUAAAAAUGUGCUUAAUUCAUUAGAAGAAUUAUCAAAAGAACAUAAUAUAGGAUUGAUAAAAAUCAAGAAAAAUAAUACAAAACCUUAUUUCACAUACUCAUAUAUACCAAAUGGCAGAGAUGUAGAAAAAAACGAGAUAAAAAAACAAGACAAUGUUAUUAAUAAUUCCGAAUCGAACAAAGAUAUAUGCCUACACUUACAUACCUCUGGGACAACAAGUAAAGUAAAAAUUGUUCAGUUAACUAAUAACAAUAUAAAAACAACCAUAAAAAAUAUUGUAAAUUCAUAUGAUAUAAAUAAAAAUGAUAACACAAUUAUAGUUAUGCCUUUAUAUCAUGUACAUGGAUUAAUCGGAGUAUUAAUGCCUAUUCUAUUUUCUAAAGGAAAUAUAUUAUUUCAAUUAGGGCAUUCAUUUAGUGCUUCUGAAUUUUGGAAUAAUAUAAUGGAUUAUAAUAUUAGCUAUUUUUCUGCAAUACCGACAAUAUUAAAAAUUUUAUUAUUGAGAUAUGAAAAAGAUUAUUUAAGAAAGGAUAGUGACAGAAAAAAAGUUCAACAUAAAUUACGAUUUAUUAGAACUUCAAGUUCAUAUUUAGAUGAAUUAUUAGAAAAAGAAAUUGAGGAAAAAUUUGAAACACAAGUUUUUCAAGCAUAUGGCAUGACAGAGGCAUGUCAUCAAGUUAGUUCAAAUAAGUUAAUAAAUAAUGAUAAUAAUAAAAAUAAAAUAUGUAUGAAAAAAUUAAAAAGUGUAGGAAUACCAAAUGUCGGAGUUGUAAUAUAUGAUGCUGAAAAAAAAAAAGUAUGUGACUAUAAUACUUUAGGAGAAAUAUGUAUUAAUGGAAAAAAUGUUAUGUAUGGCUAUAAAGAAAUAAAAGAUAAUGAGCAUAUAUAUGUAUAUGUUAAUACAAUAAAAGAAAAAACACAAUAUAUGAUAGAUAAUAAAUUUUUAGAAAUAUCAGAAAAUGUACCUUUUUUUAAAACUGGGGAUAUAGGAUAUAUUGAUGAAGACAAUUUCCUUUUUUUAUCUGGCCGAAUUAAAGAUAUAAUAAACAGAGGUGGGGAAAAAAUAAUUCCAAACGAAAUAGAUGAUGUUCUAAGAACACAUCCAAUUAUACAAGAUUGUUUAACCUUUGGGUCAAAGGAUGAUGUAUAUGGAGAAAUUAUAAAUACUUCAGUAAUUGUUAAGGACAUAUAUUUAGAUGAUAACAAUAAAAAUAUGGAAUCUGAAACUGAAAGUAAACUUAAUAUAGAAACUCUAAAACAGGACAAUAAAAUUAUUGAAAGCAAUGAUAAUUCCAAAGAAGAAACUGAGUUUGAUGUAAAUAAAAGUAUAGAAUUAAAUUUGAAUAAUUUUCAUAAAAGAUUUGAGCUAAAAGAACAUAUGAAAAAAGAGUUAGCUGAUUUUAAAGUGCCUAAAAAUAUAUAUUUUGUUAAUAAUUUUUUAAAAACAGAUACAGGUAAAAUAUCACGAAAAAAAGUAUAUGAAGGUAUUGAACUUAUAAAAAAUAAAGAUAUUCCAAUUUUUGAUAUUAUUGCAAUAAUUUUAAAAAAAUAUGAAAUAAGUCAUAUAUAUGGAGUAUAUGGUAUACCUAUAAAUAAAAUAAUAAAAAGUUUUAUUAAAAAUAAAAUUUAUUAUAUUAGUUUUCGAAAUGAAAUAAAUGCUGCUAUAAGUUGUAGUUAUGUAAACUAUUUUAGUACACAAAACAAAAAAAAAGUUGGAAUUAUUUUUGCAUGUUCUGGUCCAGGAUUUAUGAAUACAAUUAGUGGUUUAUAUAAUGCAAAAAUAAAUAAUUUACCUAUGGUAUUAAUAUCUUUUGAAAAUUAUAUAGAUAAUAAUUUAACUCUUUAUGAAAAAUAUAAUAAUUUUCAAUAUUUUCCACAAUUUAAUUUUUUAAAUAAAUCCAAAGAAAUAUGUAAUUCAGUAUAUCAUGCAAAUUCUUUGAAUACAUUUUCUGAGCAAUUUGAUAAAGCAAUAAAUCGGGCUAUUGAAUAUAAGGCCCCUGUUUAUUUAAAUUUAGAUUAUAAAAUGAUAAAUCAGACAGUAAAUAUUGAACAGGCUUUUCAAAUAUUGGAAAUUGUUUCGAAAAAUGUUAAUCUAUACUUUAGUCAAAACAAUGAUCAAGUUAUAAAGAUAGAUCUACUAAAUAUAGAGCUCGAUCAAACUGAUGAAAUAAUGGGCAAAUUCUUAAAUUUAGUAAAACGAAUAAAACAAAUUUAUAAAUCCAAUAAUAACGGUGUUAUUUUUAUAGGGUCAAAUUGCAAUAAUGGCAUAAAAUAUGUUUUAAAAUUAUCCAAACUUUUGAAAAUUCCAAUAUAUACUAACACAAUGGGAAAAAGUUUCAUAAAAGAAAAUUAUAUUUAUAAUGUAAAUUCUUGUAAAUCUUUUCUUUUUAAUAAUUUAGAUUUUUGCAUUUUAAUUGGAAGCCCAUAUAAUUUUUAUUUUAAUUUUGGACAUUUCCCAAUGUGUAAAAAAGAGAAUAUGGUAUGUAUCGAUUUGAAUAAUGUCGAAGAAGCUCAAAAAAAUGAUGAAAAAGUUAAUCAUUUCUUUUUUAAUGAUUUAUAUUUUAUUUUAAAAAAAUUAUAUUUUACUAUAAAAGAGGAUAGUACAUUAUUAGUAAACAUGGAUAGCCGACAAAAUUGGGUUAAUAUUCUAAACAAAGAAAAAAAAAAAAAUAUUUACAAAAUAUGCACAAAAAUUGCAACUCAAUAUUUUGAUAAAAAUAAUAAUACAUUUACUAUGGAGCAAGCUUUUCUAAUUUUACGAAAUAUUUUAAUUAAUUAUUAUUUUGCACAAAAUGAUAUUCCAAUAGAAUAUAAAAAAUAUUUUAUAAACUAUUUUCAACUAUUUAGUGAGGAUCAAAUUCAAGUUCAUGGUUUAUCUGAUAUUGUAUAUAUGUCAAAAGAUGAAAGAAAAAAACUAAAAGAUAAUAAAAAAAUGAUAUCAGAACAAUUAGUAAAUAACAAUUUUGAAAACAUUAAUUGGGAUAGUUUUCAAGAAAUUGAAGAAGAUUGUGAUUUGGAUUACACGAGUUCAGAUGAAAACAAAAGUAAUAAUAAGAUUGAAAAAAAAGAAGGUAAUAAAUUUUUAAAUAAAAAAGUUAAAAAAAGGGUAAUUAUUACAAAUGAAGGAUCUAUAUCAUUAAUAAUGGGAAUUUUAUAUUUACCAAAAUUUGGAUUAUAUAAUUAUGUAAUUCCACAAAUAAAUGGAAUGAUGGGUAUUUCAAUGAAUGCUGCUAUUUCUGCUUCUUUAGAAAAUAAAAAUAAUAUAAUAUUUUCAAUUUUAGGUGAUUCAUCUUUUGGCUUUACUUGUAAUGAAAUUGAAACUAUUUGCCGACUCAAAUUAAAAAUUGUUAUUAUUAUUAUAAAUAAUAAUGGAAUAUAUGGAACUAGAGAUUUUGAAAUAAAUCCAAAAAUUGAAAUAAAAUAUAUUAAUAAUAAAACAUUUGAUCCUCAAUUUUAUUUGAAUAAUCCAUCAGCUUUAUAUCAUUUUAGUAAAUAUGAAAAUUAUAUUACUGCCCAUGGGGGAUAUGGUGCUUUUAUUGAUUCUAAAGAAGAAUUAAUAAAACAGAUGACAUAUAUUACUAGUGAUAAAUUUGAUCAUUUUCCAGUUUUACUUAAUAUACUCGUUAAAGACACUGGUUCUGUUCAUUUUGAUGCUGAUAAAUGUAUUUUAUAA